GGCUUUUCAUCAAUCCCUCGAUUCGGGCACCCGAUAGGUCCAGUGGAGAUGUGACCCUUUUCUAUGAUAGCCCCAAAGGCGGGGUCCUGUCCAGUUAAUCCAUCCCGUUGUGUUGGCGUAGAGGCAUUGUUGCUAUUAACGUUGCCCCUGCGUUGCCCCGAACGCUCUCCCCAAUUUCCCCAUUUUACUGCCAGAUAUUGCUUUAGAAACUCCGAUUAGGAUUUUUUCCUAAAUUUAUAGAAUCAGAAAAACUAGAAACAAAACAAAUUUGAAAAAAUGACCAAAAUACUGCUGGGCACACUUGCUACGGAGCUGUUGCUCCACAUAUUUCACUCCUGCAGCUCAGUCGCCGAUGUUCUGAACCUCUCCUUAACCUGUCGUCGCCUGCAUGAUGUAUUCUCUGCUUCGCAAAAGCUUCCCAUACUUGCCAACGCCGUGGAGGCCGAGUUUGGACCCCUGGAAGAUAUAAUACAACUGGUCACUCAAAAUACCAGCCAGCCUACGCAUGUAUCUCGUGAGGCACCGAUAUCCCUCGCUUUGAUCCAACAAGCUGUCGAAGUUGGCCGCGUGGCCAAGAAAUGGGAGGUGAUCUAUCCAAUCAAGAAGUGGAAGGUGGAUUUUGAAAAUCGUCGAGUCUUGGACACCCAUGAAUGUUUCGUGCUGCGUCGAGCCGCAUACCGUCUUUGGCUGUACUCAAGGGCCUUCCACUGCCAAUUAUUUCCGCGAACCAGUCGCACUCUCCCUUCUGUCGUCCGUGAGCGGGCUGAACUCUUGCACAACUGGCCCACAAGCGAGCUAGCUGAGAUCGAAGAUUUUCGAUUGGUUAUGCGUGAGGUUGUACAGAGCCAGAUCUGCCCGAGCAAUGAGACGAUCCAAAGAAAGUUUCAGAAAAGGUUCCCGGAGAACACACCGACAUCAACUCAUAUCCACCUAAACUGUCGUUCACUGACACCGCCCCCCUUGUUCCCACUCCUCAACUUCCACGCCAAACCAGCACCUACCUUGUCGUCUAUCGAUAGGAAUAAUUGCCAUUUCCACGCCCAGCCAACAUCUCGCGACAAAAGCAUAAACAGCAACAACAUUGUCACCUCGACAGUUAACAAAUACGCAAUCAAAUUCCGCUCCGAUCUCUACCACGAGCCCGGAAUGGAAGGCUGGGGCGACCAGAUUCACCAUUACUAUGUCGUCGAGGACAUGAUGAAGCUGGACCCGUCACAGGUUCUAUGGUUGAGAGAAAACGCCCCCCUCAAGGAACAGGUAGAAAGCUACGUUCGAUCGAUGGGCGACUGGUUCGACAAUAAUGGCGAGACAUUCGGGCAAACGCUGGAAUGGGUAAUGGGUGAACGUGGAGGGGAUUAUAUGGAGUUGCAUUUUUCGAUUGUUGAUGGGGAAGCAGGUAUUGCGAAAGUGAAAAGCUGACGGUAAUCCUUGUUGAUGUAGCAUCCAUCGUCUUCUCUCUUUAUUAUCUCCUCUGUUCUUAGCCUUAGAUGUAGAUAUCUAUAUAUCGUUCCGUUUGGUAUAUUUGGCUUUAUUGCUGUUGUCCCCCUUUCCUGCUUUAGUUCGUUUUGUCGCUUGAUUUACUUGUUUCGAGGUAAUGUUUGGAUUUUGAAGCUUAGUUUCUCCGAAUGACAAGAUCACAUACCUAUUAGGCGACGUUGAUAGUG
Histoplasma capsulatum G186AR is the source of this 1664-nucleotide messenger RNA. RefSeq names its product F-box domain-containing protein. The transcript is spliced from 2 exons. The record is from RefSeq and is a predicted model, not a curated record. Bases 277 to 1419 code for a protein of 380 amino acids. NCBI's taxonomy places the organism in Eukaryota, Fungi, Ascomycota, Eurotiomycetes, Onygenales, Ajellomycetaceae. Gene Ontology annotation, molecular function: protein binding.